UAUGGAAGGAAGUCUGAGUAUGCAUCAGUUUGUCCCGCAAGUCAAUGUAUCUGGGGGCGAAAAGCAACAGGCUGCAUCCUGGUUGGAGACUGUGGGUUUGUCUGGUACAAUCUCAUUGAUUCUAGUUAUCGAUCAUGUAUAAUUCUUUGUCUAAUCCUCUUUAAAAUGGCAACAAAUCUGUGUCUUCAGUUGCCAGGUCCUCAAUCGCUUUAGAGUUAAAUCAGUUGUAUCAAGCAGUGUUUAAACAACUAGUGCAUUCGUUAGAAAAGGAAUUGUCGACAACUUUGACAAGGAAGUAAACAUUUAAUCAAUCAAUGUGUAUUGAUUAUCUUUUGGUUGUGGGCUGUUGUUCCGAGAUAGUGAAUCAAUUCACCUUGAGUUCUAGGAUGUUAAAAUGGGCAACUAUUUUCAUUACGUAUUAUAUUCUAAACCAUUAUUUUACUCUAUCAAUAGCUAACACCAAAAUUGAAUCGAUUUAGCUUAAGUAAGAAUUUAAGCAAUUCAAUGUGCAGCAGCUGCAAAACCAUAAUCUGAUCUUUAGAAAUAAAGGAGCCAGGAAUGGCAGGGUUGCUAGGCUACCUAGUCCCGAACAUAGGAACCUCUACUCUGCUGCUUUUUUAUUUUUAUAGAAAGCCAGUCGGUGGUACAAUUUUUACAGUUGUAUUUGAUCAACAAGUGUGCAACCCUGCAGCUGUAACCCUAAUGGAAAUGUUGUGUUAUAGGGAGAGAUAUAUGAGACAGGCGUGACCCCAACACCGGUGUCUAUCUGAGUGCUUAUUUUAGGGCCGUCUAUUCGUAGAUCUUCCUCCCCGGUAGUAUCAAGUGACACUGUGCCCUUUCACCCAGACUGAGACUCCGAGGCCCGAGGCUUAUCGAAACUCAUGAAGUAGGGCUGCUUUUUAAACCGAGCCCUCCGUUGUAUCUAUGCACUGCAGCUAAAAGAGCCGGGUUCUUCUCAGUACAGUUCUGCUGCUCACGUAGUAAUCGUGCAAGAGGUUUGCUUCAGCUGUAGUGCUUUUCCCCUCUAUGUAUCCAUCCUAUGUAUGUAAGAGUUUAGGUUUUACAUUCUAGGUAUAUAAGAUAUUAGUUACCGAUUGGAUAUGCAACCAGAAGCCCGAGGGAAACACUAUGCAACAUCUAUAAGUAUAACGUACAACGUAUUACAUGUUCAUUGCUUCUAGACAUGGUUAUUGGGGGAAGUUAAAGUUGGUUAAACAAAAAGGGAUUCAUUUGCCAAGUUCCCAGGUGGGAAGGAACAGUUAGCUGUCACUUUCAAUUCCUUGUUAAAAUAAAUAAAAUGAAAUUUAGUGGCAGGCCAUGCAGAGUUGUGUUGGCUCGGUCGUAGCUCCGGGCCUGUUUACAGCAGUCCAGGCAGGUGGGAGCGGCACAUAGAGCGCAGGAGGAUGCAAAACAGUUUAAGUGAAUUGUGUUCUCACCUGAAGGCUACUAGGAAGCGAAAUAUCAUCCCCUCCUCCUACCACCCUCCUCACUCUCCAUCAUCCCUCGUGUAUCUCUCAAUUCCCUCUCUCAUCCGAUCUGCGUGUUUACUAGAUGGAGUGAUUUCUCUCUCCAUCUGGGGAGAUUAGCUGUCCAAGGCUGUCCUUCUGCAUGCAACAUAUAAGGAUGACAGCGGAGUUGGACUUGCACACUCUUUUGCCCUCCCCACUGUCAAUCUCUCCUCAGUGGAACAAAACAAAAAACCUUUGUAGUAAGAUGUUCUGCGGUGACUGUUAUUACGAUUUGGAAGCGGUGUGUCAGGGCUCAGUCCACUCCAAUGACAGCGUGUCCGACUCCAGCCCUUCUGCACCUGGUGUUCCAAGUCAGGUGGUCCAACCAGUGCAGUCAACCCAACAGGCGGAGCAUGCGUACUCUGGCCAGGUGCAGUACGUGGACGGAGGAGGAGACGUGACUUUCACGACGUCCUCAAUUCGAUCGAGCGACUACCCUUUCUCCGACUCGCCCAUCUACUCCCAGACCCCUCCCACCUCCUCCUCCUACUACGAGACCACGCCCAGCACUGAGGCAGACAUCACUGGCUCUGUGACCUCGCAGUCGGUUUCUGUGGCAACAGGGGGAGCCAAUUGUGGAGGAGGUGGUGCAGGCGCAGGGGGCUAUGUCAUUCAGGGAGGUUACAUGUUAGGAGGAGGAGCAGCGUGUGGUGGAGGGCAGACUUUCUCCAGCCCAAACUCUCGUGCUCCACCUGCCACCGUGCAGUGGCUGUGUGAUAACUAUGAGGGGGCGGAGGGCGUGAGUCUACCCCGCUGCACCCUCUACUACCACUACCUGCUGCACUGCCAGGAGCAGAAACUAGAACCUGUUAAUGCUGCGUCCUUUGGUAAACUCAUCAGGUCUGUCUUCAUGGGGCUUCGUACACGGAGAUUAGGGACUAGAGGAAACUCAAAGUACCACUACUACGGCCUGAGGAUCAAAUCUGGUUCCCCGCUGCUCAGACUGAUGGAUGAACAACAGCACAUGGCGAUGAGGCAGCAGCCUUUCUCACAGAAAAACAGGAUAAAGCCACUUCAUAAGGCACAGGGGAUCACCAAUGGGUCAGGUGGACUGGGUCAGCAGGCGGCGGCCCUCUGUGAUAUCUCGGCGCAGGUGCAACAGUAUCAGCAGUUUCUUGAGCCGUCCAGGCCGCUGCCAGACUUUGUGGACAUCGAUCAGCAACAUGGCACCUUGCCCGACGGGGUCCUUUUAGAACACCUGCACUCCUUCCAGGCUCUGUACAGAGAGCACUGUGAGGCCAUCCUGGACGUGAUGGUCAACCUUCAGUUCACUCUCGUGGAGACACUGUGGAAAUCCUUCUGGCGCUUCAGCCAGAGCAGUGACACGGAAUCAAUCAACCUGCACAACGAGUCCGAGAAGCGUCUGCCCAAGUCGUGCCUGGUGGUGCUGUGUAAGUAUGAGCCGGUGCUGCGCUGGACGAAAGAGUGCGACAACCUGCUCUACCAGACCCUGGUGGAGAUCCUCAUCUCGGAUGUCCUGAGACCCAUCCCUAGUGCCUUAACUCAGGCCAUUCGCAACUUUGCCAAGAGCCUGGAGAAUUGGUUGACAGGCGCCAUGAUGAACAUCCCGGAAGAGAUGGUCCGCAUCAAGGUGGUGUGUGUGGGCUCCUUCUCGCAGACGCUGCGCCGCUAUACCAGCCUUAACCACCUGGCCCAGGCAGCCCGGGCCGUCCUGCAGAACACAGCCCAGAUCAACCAGAUGCUCUCGGACCUCAACCGGGUCGACUUCACCAACGUACAGGAGCAGGCAUCCUGGGUGUGUCAGUGUGAGGACCGCGUGGUACAGCAGCUGGAGCAGGAUUUUAAAACCACCCUGCAGCAGCAGAACUCCCUGGAGCAGUGGGCCACCUGGCUGGACGGCGUCGUCUCCGAGGCCCUCAAGCCCUACGAGCACAACUCCGCCGCCCUGCCGAAGGCAGCCAAGGUCUUCCUGCUCAACUGGUCCUUCUAUAGCUCUAUGGUAAUCCGGGACCUGACUCUGCGCAGCGCCGCCAGCUUCGGCUCCUUUCACCUGAUCCGCUUGCUGUACGAUGAGUACAUGUACUACCUGAUAGAACACAGGGUGGCCCAAGCUAAAGGAGUGACGCCCAUCGCCGUCAUGGGAGAGUUUGCCAGCACCGCCAAGAGCCGGAUCUCUCGGGACCUGGAGAAAGAAGAGGAAGAGGAUGAAGAGGAGGAUGAGAGCGAGGACGAGGGCGGCGACCUCGUGCUGCAGUCCAGCUCUCUGAGUGCGAUGGAUGACGAGAAGGACCCGAUGGAGCCGCCCGCCAAGAUGUCCAGGACGACUUUCAAUCUGCACAGUCUGACCGACAGCACACAACCGUAGCCACUCAUCUGGAGAGUUAUCUCUCGCUCACUCACACACACACGCGCGCACACACACACACACACACACAGACACGCAGACACACCUUUGCUUUGAGUUUAGCACAGCGGUCUUCAACAGGGGGUCCGCGACCCCCAGGGGGUCCGCGGAGGUACUGCAGGGGGUCAACCAAUUUUCUUUCCACGAAUAAAUGUCUUGAGAAUCAGAAUUGUAUUUAUCGUCUUUAAAUACACAUUAACAUGAAUUCAACAUAUUGUAGAAACGGAUAAAUUGAUGGAGGAGACGUUGUCUUUCAGUCCCACAGCAGCUCUCAAGCUGAUACGACAUCACAGCCAAUCAGAUCCAUUCAUGCUCACGUCUAAAGAGGGCGGAGCGCAAAGAUAAAAGAUGGAGGACCAAACUCUGUAGAACAGGGGGUCCCUGCUGCAUCUCGCCAUCAGUCUGGGGGUCCUUAGCCGGAAAAAGAUUGAAGACCCCUGGUUUAGCAUCUUGCCAUCCCAUCCAGUCGCCCCCCGCAUUGCGCUUCGGGUUUUGCAAAUAGCCGAUGUUUGGUGUUGAGCGUGUUGUGCUCCGGUGGUUCUUUAAUCGUGAAAAUUUGAAUGAGCCCUUUGCCAAUUAUGUAUUUAUGUACUUGUACUGCCGCCAUUCUUUUUCUCUUUGCCUUCUCCUGGUGUUUUACUGCCCUUCCCUCGUUCCCUGUGCCUUCCCUGUUCAUGCAGUGGCCUGUUGAUGCCCCUCCUGUUCUGCAUCAACUAUAUUGUCUUGAUUCGCUCCUGCCCCGCCUUAACCACUGAGCGCUGUGGAAAGUGUUCUUUGUUGUACUCUAAAAUAUCUCCCACCUUGCCUUUAAAGCUGCGACUAUGCAGGGAAGCUGGACUUUAAAGAACAGAACUGUGUGAAUAACACAUUUAUUUUAUCUCAGAGUAGCAUCUGGAAUGAUACUGCAUUAUGAAUUUUGUUGGGAGAUGGAUGUUGAUCAACAGCUAUGUGUGGUUGUCAUAUUUUAUUUCCUAUUUUAUGGCCAAUUAACGGAUACCUUGUGCCUUUGAGAGAUUUUUAAAUGGAAAAAAGCUUGUAUUCUAUAUAUUCUGUAUCAGUGGACUAAUAAAUGACGGUCCUGUGAA
This is a messenger RNA of Gasterosteus aculeatus aculeatus (three-spined stickleback), 4958 nucleotides long. RefSeq names its product regulatory factor X, 1b (influences HLA class II expression) (gene rfx1b). Gene Ontology annotation, molecular function: DNA-binding transcription factor activity, RNA polymerase II-specific; RNA polymerase II cis-regulatory region sequence-specific DNA binding. NCBI's taxonomy places the organism in Eukaryota, Metazoa, Chordata, Actinopteri, Perciformes, Gasterosteidae. Gene Ontology annotation, cellular component: nucleus. The record is from RefSeq and is a predicted model, not a curated record. Gene Ontology annotation, biological process: regulation of transcription by RNA polymerase II.